UUAUCAGCUGCGAUGCUGCGAUCGUUACAAAUACGUACUGUUGCGUUUGCGUUACGCAAUUGAUUCGCGUAAUUCACGUGUGGCUCAAUAAAGUAGUUCGUGAAAAGAAGAAAUAAUUCGGAAACUUUUCUUUGUGUGAAAUGUUUCUUGGAUUCUGUGUAGAAAGCGUACGGUCCAAAUCUGAGGUGACUACGAAUCCGACAUAAUGGGAACGAACGUGAUAACGUCUCUGACCAGGAGAGCUGCACUGCAGCUGAAUUAUAUAUGUCGUCAUCAGUCUACGACAAGCACAUGUUCCUCGUACGACCUGGUGAUCGUGGGUGGUGGCAUCAUCGGCUGCGCAACCGCCCGCGAGAUAAUUAUGCGGCAUCCGAACAUGAAAAUAGCCAUUGUGGAAAAGGAGAAUGCCCUAGCUAUGCAUCAAACGGGUCAUAACAGUGGCGUGGUGCAUGCUGGCAUGUAUUACACUCCUGGAAGCAUGAAGGCAAAACUUUGCGUAGAAGGUUUGAAACUGUCGUACGAGUAUUUCUGCAAAAACAACAUACCUCAUAAGAAAAUUGGCAAGCUGAUUGUCGCCCACGAUCCGGCUCAAAUCAAGAGAAUAGACGAGCUCUUCGAUAGAGGAACGAAAAACAAAGUGCCCGAUUUACAAAUUGUUGAAAAAGAUUGCAUUUCAAAAUAUGAACCCAAAUGCAAGGGAGAAAAGGCUUUAUGGUCACCGUGGACCGGUAUAGUGGAUUGGGCGGUCGUGUGUAAAUCCUUUGCCGAAGACUUUCGGAAAAUGGGAGGCGAAAUCUUUUUCAAUUGUGAAGUAAUCGGAUUUGCGGAGUUGACGGAAUCGAAAGGGAGCAGUCAAUUAUCUUGUAUAUCCGUUCAAUCGAAAAACCGAUGCAUACCAACGAAAUAUGUGCUGACGUGCGGUGGUCUACAUGCAGAUCGAUUAGCGGUGAUGACGGGCUGCGAUGUAAAUCCGCGAAUAGUACCAUUUCGUGGCGAGUAUCUUCUGUUAAAUGAGAACAAACGACAUCUCUGCACGACCAAUGUGUAUCCGGUGCCUGAUCCCAGAUUGCCGUUCCUGGGCGUGCACUUUACCCCUAGGGUUAACGGUGAAGUCUGGUUGGGUCCCAACGCUGUUCUUGCGUUCUCUAGAGAAGGCUAUAGAUGGUUUGACAUAAACAUAAAAGACUGCAUAGAAUUGGCAAAAUUCCCUGGUUUAUACAAACUAUGCUAUCGGUAUUUUCUACCAGGCUGCAAGGAGAUAAUAAAAUCGAUUUUUUAUCCCUUAGCUGUAAAAGAUCUCCAGAAGUUUAUUCCUGAACUUACAUACAAAGAUGUAAAAAGAGGACCGGCGGGUGUAAGAGCUCAAGCAAUGGAUAAAGACGGUAAAUUAGUCGAUGAUUUCGUUUUCGAUGUAGGCACCGGCGUGAUUGGAAGCAGGGUGUUGCACUGCCGAAACGCGCCGUCACCAGCUGCAACUAGUUCUAUGGCGAUAGCAAAAUUUAUCGCCGAUAAACUUGAUCACGACUUCAAAUUUUAAUGCAAGUCAAUAUAUGUAAUUAUCUAAUCGCUCAAAUGUAAAAUGUGAAACAGAAUGAGUAUUUAAAAAGAAGGUUC
Molecule: messenger RNA, 1614 nt
Organism: Atta colombica
Lineage: Eukaryota; Metazoa; Arthropoda; Insecta; Hymenoptera; Formicidae
Gene: L2HGDH
Product: L-2-hydroxyglutarate dehydrogenase, mitochondrial
Exons: 8
Coding region: 206-1537 (443 amino acids)
Molecular function (GO): (S)-2-hydroxyglutarate dehydrogenase activity; (S)-2-hydroxy-acid oxidase activity
Source: RefSeq, a predicted model, not a curated record